ACUACAGGCGCGCGACAUCAAAGGAACGUGUCGCGUGACGUAAUUUUCUAUCAUGUGGAGACAAGAAGAAAACACUGAGCCACGCUGAACUCGACACGGCAGACUCUAAAAAUGCUGAGGUUUUAAUCACACAAUGACUUUGGAUUAUUAUGAGACGCUGGAACUCAACAGAGACGCAACAGACGCAGAUAUUAAAAAAGCAUAUCGACGUCUUGCGUUGAAAUUUCAUCCGAGCAGCAACAGAAAACCUGGAAGCAGCGAGAAGUUCACUCAACUGAGUGAAGCCUACGAUGUUCUCAGCGACCCUAAGAAAAAGGCCACUUAUGACAAGUUUGGUGAGGAGGGUCUAAAAGGUGGUAUACCACCUGAGUUUGGCAGCGAUGGAGCUUGGUCAUCUAAAUAUACCUACCAUGGGCGACCAGACAAAACAUUCAGGCAAUUUUUCGGAGGUGACAACCCAUUUGCAGACUUCCACACUAAUGAAGCACCACUUAGGUUUGGUGGCCUCCAGCAUGUUGUGGUGAAGAUACAAGACCCUCCAGUGGAGAGAGACCUUCAUUUGUCCCUGGAGGAGCUCUUUCAUGGAUGCACAAAACAGAUCAAGAUAUGUCGCAGGGAAUUGACUGAGGAUACACAAUCGUCUAUUAUCAGACAGAAAAUUCAAUCAAUUGAUAUAAAUCCUGGAUUGAAAGAAGGCACAAAAAUUAUUUUCUUCAAAGAGGGAGAUCAGGGACCAAACAACAUCCCUGCAGAUAUUGUGUUCAUAGUGCGACAGAAAAAUCAUCCUCUGUUUAAAAGACAGGACAAUGACCUGAUCUACAAGGCCCACGUUUCUCUGGAGAUGGCCCUGACUGGAUUCUCUGUGGAUGUGGAGACACUAGAUGGCAGACUACUCACCAUCCCCAUCAAUGACAUUGUCCACCCAAUGUCCAGAAAACUGGUGAGUGGUGAGGGAAUGCCGCUGUCCCAGGAUCCUUCACAGAAAGGAAACCUCAUCAUUACUUUUCACAUCCACUUCCCUGAGAGACUUUCCCCUGAGCAGAGGUAUCUGAUCAAAAAAGCUCUGAAAUAGCGUACAUUACGCAACUUGCUGCGUUGAGGCCUUGAAAUGGGAUAAUGGAGAGAAAAAGAGGAAUAAUCCAGACAGAAGAGGAAUCCAGAAAGAGGCAGAAAUGCAACAUGACUGACGCCAACUGUUGUAAAACACCAGCAAUCAGAGAGAGACGGCCUGUGUAGCAGAAAAAAAGGGACAAGGAAGUGAUGCACUGUUGAUGUUAUGUUGUUUAGCCAGCAUGUUGUCACAUUCUGAAUGACUUGGCAAAUGAAUGAAGAGCAUUGUUGAAAGAGAAGAAAUAAAAGAAAUGAUUUCAA
Messenger RNA from Solea solea (common sole), 1371 nucleotides. Its product is annotated as dnaJ homolog subfamily B member 13-like. Lineage: Eukaryota; Metazoa; Chordata; Actinopteri; Pleuronectiformes; Soleidae. The record is from RefSeq and is a predicted model, not a curated record. The coding region runs from base 134 to 1072 and encodes 312 amino acids. Gene Ontology annotation, molecular function: protein-folding chaperone binding. Gene Ontology annotation, cellular component: cytosol. The transcript is spliced from 8 exons.